UGUAAACUCCAAGUAAACUUAUUUUCAGAACUGUUAAUCGAUCGAAACAGGUACGCAAAACGGCCGGUUGGUUGACCGGCAGGAUGUCCCAGGAUGGUCACUCGGUAGCGGUACUGUCCGGUGAUCUAACGGUGGAGCAACGGUUGGACGCUCUGGAUCGAUUCCGAACCGGACUAGAGAAGGUACAGAUUAUAACGAACGUUUUGUCCAGGGGUAUCGACGUCGAACAGGUGACCAUUGUCGUCAACUUCGACCUGCCGAUGGAUCAGCAGGGACGAGCCGAUUGCGAAACGUAUCUACAUCGAAUUAGACGCACCGGUAGAUUCGAACGGAAUCACCAUCAACCUAGUGGACAGUGAUCGAAGCAUGAUGAUUUGCAGAUCAAUCAAAAAACACUUCCGGAAAAAGAUUCAGUUGCUA
Messenger RNA from Topomyia yanbarensis, 420 nucleotides. Its product is annotated as DEAD-box helicase Dbp80-like. The transcript is spliced from 3 exons. Bases 84 to 359 code for a protein of 91 amino acids. Gene Ontology annotation, molecular function: RNA helicase activity; RNA binding. The record is from RefSeq and is a predicted model, not a curated record. NCBI's taxonomy places the organism in Eukaryota, Metazoa, Arthropoda, Insecta, Diptera, Culicidae. Gene Ontology annotation, cellular component: nucleus; cytoplasmic stress granule. Gene Ontology annotation, biological process: poly(A)+ mRNA export from nucleus.